GAGCCGACUGCCGUCCGGUUUUCAUCCGCCGCUGCCCAAUUCCAUAUCCCCUUUGAUCUAGGGACUAUUACAACAAUAAUCUACGCCGAAAGAUAACUCUAUGAAAAUUGUGUGUUUCUCUUGGAUUCCGAGUGAAUAUUUAGUCCACGCAUGCUCUUGUUCUGAGGAAGGAUCGUAAGAUUUUUGCCAGUUUCUUUCUCGCUGUUUGAAGUUAAACCUUUUGGUGUCGGACUACAAUCAGUGUGAUGGCGGGUGAGACGAAGGCGGACGUAAAUGCCGCCAAGAUUCCGAUGAUCGGCGCCACAGUUAACAGGCUCGCAGAAGUCGGUUGCUGGCAAAAGACGCUAGCAUGGAUGAAGAUCAACUUGCUGCUGAUGCUCACUAUCCUCGGUGUGCUGGUGGGAAUUCUCUUCGGAUUCUUGGCGCGCAUGGGAAAUUACAGCGAAGAUGUGGUAGCCCUCGUCUCAUUCCCUGGAGAAAUCCUGAUGCGCAUGUUAAAAAUGCUCAUUCUUCCACUCAUCAUCUCAUCCAUGAUUUCAGGUCUGGCACAACUCGACCCCAAGUCUUCCGGUAAAAUGGGCGCCCGAGCCCUCGUCUAUUAUUUCUCCACCACCAUUCUAGCAGCCAUAGUCGGCAUCGUCCUGGUACUCAUCAUUCAUCCAGGAGAUCCUUCCAUCAAAGAGGAAGUAGGCACUGGCACAGAAGAAAAGAAGGUCUCCACUCUUGAUGCCUUCCUAGAUCUCAUCAGGAACAUGUUUCCCGAAAACUUACUGCAAGCUUGUUUCCAGCAAGUAGAAACAAGUUAUUCUAAGGAAAAGCCAAAAAUCAUAAAAUUAGACAACUUCACAGACGUCAUCAACGAGACACAAUACAUUACAAAAAGAACUCUCAGUUACAAGGAUGGAACAAACGUUCUUGGAUUGAUCAUCUUCUGCAUCGCUUUUGGCAUUUUCGCUGGCAACAUGGGGCCAGACGGAAGAAUCAUGGUUCAUUUCUUCGUCGUCCUCAAUGAGAUUGUCAUGCGCAUUGUUUACCUCAUCAUGUGGUAUUCUCCUAUCGGUAUCAUGUCGCUGAUCGUCGGUAAAAUUAUGUCCAUUGCUGAUCUGGCCCUCACUGCUCAGCAGCUUGGAAUGUACAUGCUGACGGUCAUCAUCGGAUUGCUCAUUCACGGCGUUAUAACGCUACCGGGGCUCUACUUCUUGAUCACACGGAAGAAUCCACUCACGUUCUUCCAAGGAAUGUUGCAGGCUUGGGUUACAGCUUUGGGGACAGCUUCCAGUGCUGCAACACUACCGAUCACGUUCAAGUGCUUGGAGGAGAACAACAAGGUGGACUGCAGGGUGACGCGAUUCGUGUUGCCCGUGGGUGCAACGGUCAACAUGGACGGAACGGCGCUCUAUGAGGCUGUGGCUGCACUCUUCAUCGCACAGAUGAACGGAAUCGUACUUUCUGCUGGAGAAGUCAUUGCAGUUAGUCUUACAGCCACAGCUGCUAGUAUUGGCGCGGCAAGUGUUCCAAGUGCGGGUCUGGUAACUAUGCUUCUUGUGCUGACUGCAGUCGGUCUUCCAACGCAAGACAUAUCCAUGAUCGUAGCAGUUGAUUGGCUACUGGACCGAAUCAGAACAUCUGUAAACGUUUUGGGCGAUGCUUACGGCGCUGGCAUUGUGUAUCAUUUGUCUAAGAACGAACUGGACCAGAUGGAUGCUGAACUAGCGGCCAGGGAAGAAGUGGAGAUGCUAGAUACGAGAAAAUUCUCAAUCGGACCGAGAGGUAGCAUCGGCAGUGGACACGAUGGUAAAGGCCACAACAUUAAAGGAGGAGAAGAAAGCCAAAUCUGAUGGAAUUCAUUUAUUUUUUUAUAUCGAAUCAACUGGUUGAUUGAAACAAAUUUGUCGAUUUGCAACAACCGCGUUCGGAUGGAAGCGGAGCACCAAAAAACAUUAAUGGACUGCUGUUGUUCGAGAACAAUUGGGCAGUUUUCGUCGACUGAAACAGUUAAAUGGAGGUUCGAAAAUAACUGCUCAAUUGUUGUUGGAAGGAAUGAAUCUCUUUUUUUCUUGAGAAACUGAUAUUUGUGAUCGAAAAGGACUCGACAGGUUGCAUUGGCAAUUAAACAUUUGUGAACGGAAGCUCUUUUCUUAAAAUAUGCUGAAAUUGGUUGAAAAUUCAAAUAAGAAGGCAGAAUGAAAUAUAUUUUUGAAACAUUAUCGCUCUAGGACCUUUUACGAAACAGCAAAAAAAUAAUUGUGGAACAUUUAUAUUUGUUACAAAACGAGACGUUAAAUACGUGUAUUUAUAAAAACUUUAAUAAUUUAUCACAUCAUGACAUAAUUGAUAAAUGCUAUUUUGGACUGCCAUUUACACACACAAUUCCUUUGUUUUACUUAAUGAAUUGAACUUGGACUUGUAAUGCUUUCCAUAAUAAAUGAUCGCAUGUGUUGAUUGUUUUCAUUCAGAUUUUCAAUGUAUUGGAGUUCCAUGUAUUACGGCCAGUGCAUGGUGAGUUGAGAUUAAAUUAACGAAUUAAACAUUUUAUUUUGUGUUUUACAUUUAUUCAAACAUAUACUUUAUUGUGCGUACCUUCAGAAACUCAAAUUUCAGUAAACUGAUUUUAAAAUGUUUAAAUAAGACCACAGAAUCUGGUAAUAUUUGUGCUAACAGUUCUUUUUCAGUUUUCCAAAAAGGCACCCGUUUACAAGAAAUAUUUCUCAUUGCACAUAACUCCAUUCUUCAUUUUCUCUUUUUUCAUUUUUGAUAUAUUGCAGAAAUUUUGCUUAAUUUGGCAACUAAACCAAGAUAUAAUUACUUACACAUCUUCCUGUAUUUUUUAUUUUUUGCUUUUCAAUUGAAAUUAUUCUCUUACAGCCUUCUGCAAGUUCUUCCUCUCUUCCCACCUCGUCUUCCAUGUUUCUUUCAAACGAUAAAAGAACAUGGGGGGGGGGGGUUACAUGUGCGUAAUAUUUUUUAUAACAGACAAUGAGAAUAUCCACUUUUAACAUUUAUUUUUAUCAAAGCAAUGUCAAAUGAAAUCAUGCUUAUUACAGAGUCUAUUUAUUUUUCAUUUUUGACAUUCAUGUUUAAUGAACAUAUUUGCAUGGUGCUUUUCACUCUGCUCAAAUUUUCGAGUUUCAUUUAUGAGUUGCACAGUUUUUCAUUGCUCAUUAAAAUGUUGUUGUAUGUUGCUUAGAAAAUGCAUUAAAUUUGCAAAUUGGUACACAACAUAAAUAUUUCAAUGAAAAUCAAUGUGAAUUUCAUAUUUUUUUACCCUUACAAGCCGAAAUGUACUGUCUUUUGCCUAAGUGUUUGUGGAUGUACUUGAACUUGUACAUAAUUUUAGGUUUUUAGUUAUCAUCAUAGUGUUUUUGUUAAUGCAACUGAAUCUUUCUAUCAUGUGCUUUGACCUGUUAAAAUGUAUAAGAAAGUUACUUUUCUUUAAUAAAAUUUUUCUCAAAA
Molecule: messenger RNA, 3453 nt
Organism: Uloborus diversus
Lineage: Eukaryota; Metazoa; Arthropoda; Arachnida; Araneae; Uloboridae
Product: excitatory amino acid transporter-like
Exons: 10
Coding region: 246-1838 (530 amino acids)
Biological process (GO): L-glutamate transmembrane transport
Cellular component (GO): plasma membrane
Molecular function (GO): L-glutamate transmembrane transporter activity; neutral L-amino acid transmembrane transporter activity; glutamate:sodium symporter activity
Source: RefSeq, a predicted model, not a curated record